AUGCGCGCCGUGGUCAUCCUCUGGUGCCUGUGUCCCCUGGACUCCGUGGUCUCUGAGACGAUAGAGACCGCGUUUGAGGAUGUCGCCAUGCUGCAACAUGGGAAACAUCGUUUCCCGACGGCUGUGGUGAUCGUCGACGAGGUCAAGAAGAACACCAAUGCACGCGCUGACCAGCUUGACGAGAAGAUUGAGCGUGCCGAAGAGACGCAGCAGGCCUCUCAUGAGAAUCUGACCGCCCAGCUGCAGAACCUCCAUGAGAAAACGGAGGCUGUGGAGACCAAUCUUGCAAACAAGCUCGACAGCAUUCACCAGAAGCAGGAGGACUCCGAGGAGCUCCUCUCAGGCAAGCUCGCGAAGAUCCAGGAGAAGCAGGGGGUGGAUACGGCGAACAUAUCGGAGAAGCUUGAUGACAUACACCAGAAGCAGGAGGAUGUCGAGGCCACCCUCACCAACACUCUCAGCGACAUCUACCAGAGACAGGAGGACGUGAAAGGCGAGCUGACGCAGAAGCUCAACAACAUCCACCAGACACAGCGGGACGUCAAGGCGAAUCUCAGCGACCAGCUUGGGGACAUGGACCAAAAGCAGCAGGAAGCAGAAGCCAAGCUGACACAGAAGCUCAAUACCAUCCACCGGACGCAGGGAGAUGCGGAGGCGAAUCUGACGGAAAAGCUUUUGGACAUCUCAGACAAACAAGAGGAUGUGGAAGCAGCGCUGACACAGAAGCUCGACAACAUCCACCAGAUGCAGAAGGACGUCAAGGCGAAUCUCAGCGACCAGCUUGGGGACAUGGACCAAAAGCAGCAGGAAGCAGAAGCCAAGCUGACACAGAAGCUCAAUACCAUCCACCGGACGCAGGGAGAUGCGGAGGCGAAUCUGACGGAAAAGCUUUUGGACAUCUCAGACAAACAAGAGGAUGUGGAAGCAGCGCUGACUCAGAAGCUCGACAACAUCCACCAGAUGCAGAAGGACGUCAAGGCGAAUCUCACCGACCAGCUUGGGGACAUGGACCAACAACAACAGGAGUCGUAUCGCAAUUUCUCCAGCAAGCUGAAGAGCCUCCAUGACAGGACCGAGGCCAUUGCGGCAAAUAUCACGGACAAGCUGCGUGACAUCCACCAGAAGCAAAAGGACGCGGAGGGCAACUUGGAGAGCAUCCUGCGCGACACGAUCCACCAGACGCAGGGAGAUGUCGCCGCGAACCUCACAGAAAAGCUUACCGACAUCUACGACAGACAGGAGGAUGUGAAAGCCGAGCUGACUCAGCAGCUCGACAAAAUUCACCAGAAGCAGAAGGAUGUAGAAGGCAACCUCACUGAGAAGCUCAGCAACCUCAACGACACUCAGGGGGCGUUGCUGGACGACACCCAGGUGAAAGUCCAGGACUUUGAGGGCCGAAUCAUGGACAAGUUGGAGAACAUCAGCCAGAUGCAGGAGGAUGUGCUCAGCAAGAAGGUGGAAGACCUCGAAACGAGGCUCCAGGUCUUGGAAGAUCGCUCCGCUAUUACGAACAUUCUCGUGAGAUCGAUUGACUCUUCAGUCCGUGCAACUGCAUCUAGCUGCAGUUUGUCAGAUGCCAGGAACGUGAUGAUCAUCCAGGGGCCCAAUGCUUCGACCUCGAAGACGUAUGACCUCUUCACAGCCGUUGUGGCGCAGAGGGCUGGAAUUGUCACCCACAAGCUGCUGGGAUCAUUGGAGCUGGAAGACUUCGAGGAUCUCUCCACGGUGAUCCUGGCCCCGCAGGAAGACGAUGCGGGCCAGCCACAGGGCACUGUGGAUAAUGUGCAGCUGCAGCUUGUGGCCGACUGGUACAACUACAACAAGUGUGGGGUGCUGGUCAUCUUGGCGGAGUUCGCGUCCACUUCAAGCUCAGGCUUUAGUGUGGACACGGCGAACGCCAUUUUAGAACGCUUGUAUCCAGAAACGCCGCUUCGCGUGUCGACGAGGUCCCUCGGGCCGCCUUCGUGCCAAAACGACCAGAUUGAAGCAUUCCUCGAUCCAUUCUUCUUUGAUCCCGUGACGCAGCUUGCAUCCACCACGGCCGUGGAGGUGACUGGCGGUGGACGGGCACUGCUGAGCAUCAACGGCAAGACAUUGGCUCGCCUUGCAAACACGAACCGUUUGGUGGUAAUUGGCGACGACGAUUUCCUCAACGACGAGUGCCAGUCAGGGUGGUCGGAAAUAGGAAACACCGCCUUUGCCAACAACCUCUUGGACCUAGCUGCAACGCUGCUUCCGCCGGCCCCAGAACUGCCAGAAGCUCUGACGGUCGGGACCACCAACACGUCCAACGCCACUUGA
Messenger RNA from Symbiodinium sp. CCMP2592, 2301 nucleotides. Lineage: Eukaryota; Dinophyceae; Suessiales; Symbiodiniaceae. The record is from the annotation of a GenBank genome assembly.